Molecule: messenger RNA, 1580 nt
Organism: Acanthopagrus latus (yellowfin seabream)
Lineage: Eukaryota; Metazoa; Chordata; Actinopteri; Spariformes; Sparidae
Gene: ppa1b
Product: inorganic pyrophosphatase 1b
Exons: 11
Coding region: 372-1247 (291 amino acids)
Biological process (GO): phosphate-containing compound metabolic process
Cellular component (GO): cytoplasm
Molecular function (GO): magnesium ion binding; inorganic diphosphate phosphatase activity
Source: RefSeq, a predicted model, not a curated record
GCUCAAAGACCCUUUACACAAGACCAAUGGAAUCAGGUGCAUUUGGAAAAAAACAAAACAAAGAGAAAACAAAACAGACGGGAGAUAUUGAAUAUACACAAUAUUGAAAUACAUUAUCAAGGAAAUGACGAGUUCAUACGAAAUCUUCUUUCAAGUCAAUCAACCUUUGGGCAAAACCAAUCAUAUACAAUCCCUCAGAAUACAUACAUAGGGAAAUUAGAUUAUCAGAUUUGUUCCUGUAUUUACGACAGCCCCUGAAGGCGUCAGUGGCCGUCCGCGCAGGCGCAGUGUCCUCGCAGUCCAGUUACCAUCUCCUUCCGCCGCCAUCCUCCAUCCCAGAGCCGGACAGCAGCACCAACCUGCAAUAAAACAUGAGCUACACAGUGGAAGAGAGAGGGAACCCGAACUCCCUGGGCUACCGCCUGUUCUUCAAAAAUGCUGAAGGGAAGUACAUCUCACCAUUCCAUGACAUACCCAUGUAUGCUGAUGAGAGCCAGAACAUCUUCCACAUGGUUGUUGAGGUACCAAGAUGGACAAAUGCAAAGAUGGAGAUUGCUACAAAAGACAUCUUGAACCCAAUAAAGCAAGAUGUGAAGAAGGGCAAGCUGCGAUAUGUUGCCAAUGUUUUCCCACACAAGGGCUACAUAUGGAACUAUGGAGCCAUUCCUCAGACAUGGGAAGAUCCAGCACACAAAGACAAAGACACCGACUGCUGUGGCGACAACGACCCCAUCGAUGUGUGCGAAAUCGGCAGCAAGGUGUGUUCCCGUGGCGAGGUAAUCAGAGUGAAGGUGCUCGGAGUCCUGGCCAUGAUCGAUGAGGGCGAGACUGAUUGGAAAGUGAUUGCAAUCAAUGUAGAGGACCCUGAAGCCAACGACUUGAACAACAUCAGCGACGUUCAGCGCCUGAAACCUGGUUACCUGGAGGCCACGGUCGACUGGUUCAGGAGGUACAAAGUGCCAGAUGGGAAACCAGAGAACCGGUUUGCCUUCAACGACGAGUUCAAAGACAAGGACUUUGCCAUUGAAGUAAUCAAGAGCACUCACAGCUUCUGGAAAGCCCUUGUCAACCAAAAGGCCAACGCUGGUGAACUGAACUGCAAGAACACGUGUGUGUCAGCCAGUGACAGCCCUUUCUGCUGCUCAGUAGAUGAGGCUAAAGCUGCUGUUAGUGAAACAUGUCCGUGCGGAAAAGAAGAGCCUAUCCCCUCAUCAGUAGACAAAUGGUUCUACUAUGAGAGGAAGUAAAGCAGGCGCUGGUUGGCUUGGAGCAAAGUGAAAGGCUCAUCUCUCAGGAACACUUGAAGAUGGUCUUACAUUAGGAACCAAUGGGAUGACGGGACGGGACGUGGAUGUUUGGGUCUGGGUCGUCUGAUUUCAUGUAGAUAGAGAGAUAACUGUUAGAUACUGUAGAGAAAGGCACUUAAAAAAGUUAUGUCUUGACCAAUGAAUUUUCACUUAUUUAACAAGAUCUCGUUGGGAGUUGGUGCUGUCAUAGACCAAGUACAGGUACCAGUCGAUACUUGCUCUGUAUGAGACUCUGAACUGCUUUAAUAAAGCCUCUCGGGUUAAAUUAUCAAA